GUGGCUGGCUGGCUUGGGGCCAUCUGAGAAUCCCUCCAUUUGCACUGAAGCACUUGUCUGUGCUGGGAUCUCUCCGUUCUCCCGUGCUCACUGGGUCGUGAAAGGUCAGCACUUCAUCUAUGAGUGAUUUACCCGCUCGGGUGAAAAUUGUGGAAGUUGGUCCCCGAGAUGGACUACAAAAUGAAAAGAAUAUUGUGCCAACUGCAGUGAAAAUCAAGCUUAUAGACAUGCUUUCUGAAGCUGGACUUCCCGUUAUAGAAGCCACUAGCUUCGUGUCUCCCAAGUGGGUACCUCAGAUGGCUGACCACACUGAAGUCUUGAAGGGCAUCCAGAAAUUUCCUGGCAUCAGUUACCCAGUCCUGACCCCAAAUUUCAAAGGCUUCCAGGCUGCGGUUGCUGCUGGAGCCAAAGAAGUGAGCAUUUUUGGAGCUGCCUCAGAGCUCUUCACCAAGAAGAAUGUUAACUGCUCCAUCGAUGAGAGUUUUCAGCGGUUUGAUGAAGUUUUGAAGGCAGCUCGGGCAGCCAGUAUCCCUGUGCGAGGGUAUGUCUCCUGUGUGCUUGGAUGCCCCUACGAAGGGAAGAUCUCCCCGGCUAAAGUAGCUGAGGUCUCUAAGAAGUUGUACUCAAUGGGCUGCUAUGAGAUCUCCCUGGGUGACACCAUCGGCGUAGGCACACCUGGCAUCAUGAAGGACAUGCUGUCUGCAGUCAUGCAGGAGGUGCCAUUGACUGCCCUUGCUGUCCACUGCCAUGAUACCUAUGGCCAGGCCCUGGCCAACACCUUGAUGGCCCUGCAGAUGGGUGUGAGUGUUGUGGAUUCUUCUGUGUCUGGACUUGGAGGCUGUCCAUAUGCACAAGGGGCUUCAGGAAACUUGGCCACGGAGGACCUUGUCUACAUGCUAACUGGCUUAGGCAUUCAAACGGGUGUCAACCUCCAGAAGCUCCAAGAUGCUGGUGCCUUUAUUUGCCAAGCCCUAAAUAGAAAAACCAGCUCCAAAGUGACUCAAGCUACUUGUAAACUGUAAGCCCCUUGACCCUCCCCAUCAGAGCACUGGGGACUGUGAGUAUAGGAGCACACACCACUGAUUUGCAGCUGGCAAGUGGAAAUGGGGAUGAAAUGGAAUAAAAUGAACAGGCAGGUGCCUCCCAGUCAGCUCUGCACACAGGGACACAGAGCUCCUUGCCAAAUCUCUGAGUGAGAGGCUAUGGACUCAAUAGCACAGGAGCAGAAUGCUCAAGGUAUUUGGGAAUCAACCCUAGUUCUGGGCUUCAGUAAACCGUGUCUCAUCUCUGGGUGAAAUCACCCAGUUGGUUACACUGUUCAUGGCCUUGGAGUCCUGACUCUCCCAUUGCCCAGGCCAAAGGGGUAUGGAGUUGCUCUUCAUGCUGGUGAUAGUAUUUGCUGGUGGGGUGAAUAUGAAUAUGCUGCAGUAUUCCAGCACCUUUUGAAAGUGAUUUUUGAAAACAUGUAAUUAAAAGAUUAAUAAGAACCA
Suncus etruscus (white-toothed pygmy shrew) is the source of this 1490-nucleotide messenger RNA. It is a transcript of the gene HMGCL, whose product is annotated as 3-hydroxy-3-methylglutaryl-CoA lyase. Gene Ontology annotation, biological process: L-leucine catabolic process; ketone body biosynthetic process. The coding region runs from base 120 to 1022 and encodes 300 amino acids. The record is from RefSeq and is a predicted model, not a curated record. Gene Ontology annotation, molecular function: hydroxymethylglutaryl-CoA lyase activity. NCBI's taxonomy places the organism in Eukaryota, Metazoa, Chordata, Mammalia, Eulipotyphla, Soricidae. The transcript has 9 exons.